UUGUCUCUGCAAUUAGGGUUCCCAGUGGAGCAUCCCUCUCCCCCGCCGACCAACACACAGGUCCCCUGCCCCAAGACUGUUCCCGGGGUCACCUACCAGUCCGCUCCGCGCGGGCCAGCCAUUGGCUGAGCGUAGAGAAGCUGGGGUAAUCCUCCCCCUGUGAAGUAAAUGGUACAGCCCGCAGCCCCAGGGUGGGGGUGGGGGCAGCUAGAGCCCCGAGGGGGAGGGGGGAGGGGGCGCCUUUAUCCCGGGCUGCGCUCACUCAAGCCCAGCCGACCUGCCACCCUGGGUAGCGCGGGGACCGAAGGGACGCAUGGCGGGAGCCCACGCGGGGCUGGGAAUGGAGGGAGGCAGUGACUGCGGCGGCAGCGGCGGUGGCGGCGGCGUCGGGGUCGGCCGGAGCAGCAACCGGACUCUGUCCUAUAGCCGCUGGAGUUAUGACAGUGUUUUGGACGAUGAAGGCAACACCCUACGGCAGCAGAAACUUGAGAGGCAGAGGGCUCUGUUGGAGCAAAAGCAAAAGAAGAAGCGCCAGGAGCCCUUGAUGGUUCAGUCCAACCCCGACAGUCGCACGAGGACACGCCGGGCUCGGCAGUCGGAGGAGCAGGCCCCGCUCGUGGAAUCCUACCUUCACAGCAACAGCAGCACCAGCUACCAUGUACAGGAGGCUGAACAAGAUGACGGGAAGUUGAAUGAGGACCCUGUGAUGCCCAGAUCAGCCAAGAGGAGCCCUGCAGCAGGGGCGAUGGCGGCAGCUGGUCAGGGCGGUAUCUCUAGGAAGGAGAAGAAGGGGAAGUCCAAAGGGAGUGAUGGGUUUUUCUCGGAUGAUGAGCCAGACCCCAACGCACAGAUCCUGACAGUGGGGCGGUCUGGCUCCAGUAGGAGCCUGGGAGAGGCAGCAGCUGCUGGAGGGCAGCAUCCAUCCAAGCCGGACCUCCGUACCACAAUGCAGACAAAGGGGAUCUCCAGCAGCAUGAACUUUGAUGAAGAGGAAGAGGAGGAAGAGGAGGAGGACGAUGAAGAAGACAGCUCUAGCUCUUCCCAGUUAAACACCAAUGCCCGGCCAGGCUCUGCCACCAGCAAGAAGUCAAACAAGGAGACGGCCUCAGCCCCCAGCCCCUCGGCCCAGGCCCCACUCAUAGAGGUGGAGGAUCUGGAGGAGUUCGCGCUCAGGCCCGCACCCCAGGGCAUCACCAUCAAAUGCCGCAUCACUCGAGACAAGAAGGGGAUGGACCGAGGAAUGUACCCCACCUAUUAUCUGCACAUGGAGCGGGAGGACGGAAAAAAGGUGUUCCUCCUGGCUGGAAGGAAGAGAAAGAAGAGUAAGACAUCUAAUUACCUCAUCUCCGUAGACCCGACGGACCUAUCCCGAGGAGGAGAGAGCUUUGUGGGGAAACUCCGGUCAAACCUCAUGGGGACCAGGUUCACCGUAUACAACAAUGGCGUCAAUCCAAUGAAGACGUCAUCAUCAAAUCUGGAAGGUGCAAAUAUAAGGCAGGAGCUGGCAGCCAUUUGCUAUGAAACAAAUGUCUUGGGAUUUAAGGGCCCUCGGAAAAUGAGCGUGAUCAUCCCUGGCAUGAGCAUGGUGCAUGAGAGGGUCUCCAUUAAACCUAGAAAUGAACAGGAGACGUUGCUGGCUCGGUGGCUAAAUAAGAGUACAGACACUGUCAUUGAACUCCACAACAAGACGCCAGUGUGGAAUGAUGAUACCCAGUCCUAUGUGCUCAACUUCCAUGGUCGGGUCACGCAGGCCUCUGUCAAGAAUUUCCAGAUCAUCCAUGCAAAUGACCCUGACUACAUCGUGAUGCAGUUUGGCCGGGUAGCGGAGGACGUGUUCACCAUGGAUUACAACUACCCGAUGUGCGUCCUGCAGGCGUUUGCCAUCGCGCUCUCCAGCUUCGACAGCAAGCUGGCUUGUGAGUAAGCGGGCGGGCGCUGCCCCAACCCCCCGCCCCGCAGGAAGCCCCCAAGCCAGUCCGUGGCCCCAGGACUUGCCACGUGGGCCUGGCUGAGGCCGGUCCCCCACUGCCUCACAUUGGACCCUCUCCAGCCAAGACGGGAGAAAUGGCGCGUUUCUCUCCAGCACUCCCAUCUCUCAUCAUUUGUCUUUCCUGAAGAUGGCGAGGCGCCCUCGCUCUGAACAUAGACACCUCACUCCAUGCUCCCAGACCCUUCCCAGACCUCCCAGACCUCCAUUGGGCAUUAUUCCCUCCUCGUCACUCCUGGCCUUUACCCUCCCUCCCAGCCUAUUCCAUCUUGGCUUCCCUCGACCCCUUCCAACCUGCCCUGUCCCAUCUUUCCUCAUCCUCCCUUGCCAGGCCUCCCUCUGGGCUCGACUGGGCCCAGGUUCUGGCCCAGUUGGGGGGAAGAGGGGGGGUGCCGUGAACUAGAGAGCACAUUCCUCAGGGACCCAGGGAAAACUCCAAGCGUCCCCAUCCACCCUGACUCACAAAUACAAACUGUGCCCAGAGAGAGGGGGUUUGGAGCUCCCUCUGUGGCUGUGUCAAAAUCCAUGUUAGUCAGUCUUUGUCCCGGGCCUUGGGGGCGUAAAGGCGGGCAGAACCUGGGGUGUCCUGCCACAGCAGCCUGUCUGAGGUUGCUGCCCAUUGCCCUGCGGUCCCCACUCAGGGCCUUGAUUUCCUGGGGAACCACAUUGUUCUAAAGCCACUUCCCACAGUCUCUGCUGAUCCAGGGGUGUGUGGAUGAAAGACUGCGUCUGUGGCUCAGGGUAUCACUUGCCCCUUGUGUCUCUUUCUGUACACUUGUGACUGCGCAUGUGGGUGACCCGUGUGGGAUUGGCAUCUGGGUCUGUUCCCCUGUGUGACUGCUUGUGCUUACGUGGCUGCCCGUGUGAAUCCGUGUGACCAGCAGCUUGUGUGAACGGGUCAUGUGUGCCACUCCUUGCUCCGGAUUUCACAUGCUUCCUAGGGUGUGGUAGAGACUUUGGGGCAGUCGGGCAAUGGGUUUUUUUCUCCCUUGUACUGAGUGGCCUGAGGAAUUUAUUAUUUUGUAUGCGGGCAAGCCAGCCUGCCUUGCCCAAAGCCUCAGCCCUAGGCAGGACUCAGGCCUAGCUUAGAGGGCAGUGCUGAGAUUUCCUUGUUUCAGCAGAGCCGGAGCCUGACUGUGAUGCCCCUAGGAUGAUGCCAGAAAUAUGCGGCCAGCCCUAGGAGGCAGUUUUAUCUGGGCCUGGCCUGAGGAAAGGAUAUCUGAGAGCUCUAAAGCCAAAGUCAGGCUGGCUUUCCUCAGAGUAGUGUGCAAGGCAGAGUCCUGGAUUUGGGUUCAAAUCCUAGCUUUCCUCUUUACAACCUGUGUAACUUUAGGCAAGUCACUUAAUUCUUCUGCACCUUAAUUUCCCCAUCUGUAAAAUGAGGGGGACAGGGUUGGACUAGAUGACCUCUGAGGUCCCUUCCCAAUCUAAAUCUGUGAUCUUCUUAUAAUCCUAAUUGAGUUACAUGAGUGGGGUGUAGAUCCUGGACUCUAAAUCUAUGAUCCAAAGUCCAUUUUUACUCAUUCCACCCUUGCUAUGCCCAGGGAGCUGUUUAAUAAUAAUUAUAACAGCAGUAGCUCACACAUCUGUAGUGCUUUAAAGCUUACAAAGUCCUUUUCCCCCAGAGGCCUUGGGAGGUAGGUAGUACAAAUGCUAUUACUGCUAUUUUACAAAGGAAGAAAUCAAGGCUGAAUGUCUUGAAUGGAGCCAUUUUGGACUUGCCUUGAGGAGAUGAGGUAGGAGACAUGGGUUCUGUCCCCAGCUUUGAAGCCUUGUUAGACAGGCCCCUUCCUUCUGUCCUUAGUCCCUCGUUCCUCUUUUAGAGGAGAGAAAUGGGUUCAAGGAUGGCCCCGGUGUCCUCCUCUUCCUGUGAUGGAAUCCAGGAAUUGAAGCCCAGACAUGACAUUAGGGAUUUUUAAGAAAUGCAAUGUCUUGGGAAUGGGGGCAGGGCAGGACACCGGUGGCCCAGAAAUCCCAAAGCACAAACCAACCAACUUUGUUUCCUACCCCAGUGGGGUGGGCUGUGGGGCAGGGGAGAUGUUCAGGAAUAAGAAAUGGGGAGAAUUUUGGACUAAAUGGCAUGGAACCCCAGAAUGGUUACAGGGCCUCAUUUAUCAGUAGGGCAGGAGGAGUGAGGGCUGAAGGAAGUAUUUCAGGUGGGACCUUGGUCAGGACGAAUGAGAUCUGCAGCCUUCAAGGGCAGGCAGUCUUCUCAACUCUGCUGGUUCUUGGUGGCCUCUCUGCUUCGGGUAUUAUUCGUCCCCACUCUCAGGGGCCCCUCCAAGACAAACCAGCUUCCCUUUCCUCCUAACCCUGAAUGGCUGUUGUGUGCAAGAGGGGAGUUUGUAUGAGCAUGAAUGUACUUGCAGGCAGCCCUGCUGCUGCCCUCUGAAGUCAAACCAGACUGAAGGACAGAAACUGCUGGGUCAAAGUCAGCAUGGGAGAAUAGUCUGUAUUGUUUGGGAAGCAGAUGUCUCCCAGGAAUUCUGUCCCCUCGCUUCCUGACCUUCUUGGGGCAGAGAGUGCCCCUGGAUUGGGAGAAAAGGUAAUUCCUCAGAGGCUCUGGGCAAGAGGAGGGUGUUUGGAGAAACAGCAUUUUCUAUAUUUUUCCUUUCCUUUUUGCAUUACUAAACUUAAAGAAAUCAAUUAGUUUGCAUGUGUGUUCUUGGGCAAAUUGGGACACAUUCUGGGGAAAGUGCCUUAACAAUUAACACUAGUGAAGAAAGCAUGUGUGAGAGGUCCAGUUCUUCAGUGGGAGUACUCUAGGGAAGAUGCUGACCUCACAAGGGCAAGGCAUACAGAUGGUUUUAGGAGACCAAAGAGUUCAAGGGUGGGAAGAUUGGGUGGAGGCCUGGUAGGUUCUCUGCUAUCAGUGAAAAGGAGAAAAUGGAAAGUCUACCCUGUUGAGUUUUUAAAACGUAGGUGAGUUGCUAGUAGGAUUGUAUAGUCCAUGUCUGAGCAUGCCUGGGGGGAGAAGGGGGUGCUUGGUCUUGAGUUCUCCCAUGGUUCUGAAGGCACUCUUAACACAAGCAAGUUCUAUCAUUGAAAGGCCUGUGUGGUUUUUCCUUGGCAAUAAUGUUGGCAUCUUCCCUCCUUUGGCACCCUCUUCCCUCUCACCAGUCCUCUUCGAAGACCCCUGAGUGCAGGCCAGGGCCAGGCGUCUUGGAGGACACUCAUUAGGGGCCACCUCUCCCUGAUGUAUUCCCAGGUGGCAAUUGAUUCUUCACUUCCAAAGACGUGGCCUAACGCAGCCGAUUUCCAUUGGUACCCAGAAUUGUAAGUGAGUCCCUGGCUACCGGCCCGUGGAAAGUGACCAGAAGACAGCAUUUGGCUUCUCCCUGCUCCGGCUCAGUCCACCUCGGAAGCAUGGGCUGGGCUGCUUCUGUCCCUCCGAAUCCCUGGGAGUGAGUCCUGGCUGGCUCCUGGCUGACCUGAGGUGGGUGGUCAGUGCUCCCUCUAGCAGUGAGUGGGCACUGCUUCCCAGUCAGCAGCAGACUCAUAGGCAGGAUCCCAGCCUCGUCUCCUUUUAAGGGGCUGUGGGGACUCUUUGUGCUUAAUCGGCUCAAAGCUUGGCUUGACAUUUCUAUGUGCUUUUGCUUUCAGAAAGGAGAGAUUGGGGGAGCAUUCUAUUUUUUAUGAGCAUUCCAACUGAGUUUUUAUUACAAGACCAAAUCAGAGCAAACCAAAUCACCACCCACCACCACCACCACCCCUUGGCACCCAUUACAUUGUCCAGCUCAUCACAGUGCCUUUUUUUUUCCUUUUCUAUAAGGGACCCCCCCCAUUCUCCCUCUCUUUAUCUCUUUUCUCCCCAAGGCUUGCUAGAAUCUGAGCUGAGCUGGGCCUCAGGUGAUUCCCGUAGUGUAGCUCUCAGUGAGUUAGAAAGUGGUCUGGCCAGAAGGCCCAACAUCACCUCAGUGCUGAGAGCCCAGACUUAGCCACUCAUUUCCCAUAAUGCCUAGAAUGUGUUAUGUCUAUUUGCACAAGAGUGUCUUUUCCUAUUUUCGAGUGGUCAGACAUUUUAUUUUUGUUCAAAACUAUCUGGAGUUUUAGAUGAACCUGUGCUUUUAUUAAGUGACUUUUUAAAUAAACUCUUUGGUAUUUGAGCAAAUGUAUUUAUUUAUCAGUAUGUGCAAUGCCUAAUUUGGUAUUUUCAUAAUGACAUGUCUGGUAUAGGAACUAGUGUUUGGCUACAUACAGAAAGCAUACUAACAAAUUAAACCUUAAUGUUUCAA
Monodelphis domestica (gray short-tailed opossum) is the source of this 6222-nucleotide messenger RNA. Lineage: Eukaryota; Metazoa; Chordata; Mammalia; Didelphimorphia; Didelphidae. The record is from RefSeq and is a predicted model, not a curated record.